Molecule: messenger RNA, 1597 nt
Organism: Physcomitrium patens
Lineage: Eukaryota; Viridiplantae; Streptophyta; Bryopsida; Funariales; Funariaceae
Product: putative protease Do-like 14
Biological process (GO): proteolysis
Molecular function (GO): serine-type endopeptidase activity
Source: RefSeq, a predicted model, not a curated record
GGACCGUGCAACAUGAGGAGAGCACUUCUGGGUCUAUUUGGUUCAUGUCCUGGUCUGCCUCAGGGGAAGUUGGAUGGUGGCCAGGGUGCAGGGCCAGUUUCUCCAUCAACCAUUCUAGUGUUGCUAGUGAUGGUAGUAAUCGUACCAAGUUGCCUCAGGGGAAGUGGGAACUAGGCAAGGGUGAAGGGGUAGCUGCUCCGGCGACGCUUGUAGUGGUGGUGGUGUUGGUAGUGGUCAUCAACUACUGGUUGUUGGUUCUGCCAUGUCUUCUCAGAGACCAUCCUAUGAAAUCGUCAAUGAAGGUCAGAUGUUUGUUGAUGUGAACAAGUCCAGCGGAAAGAAGGUCCGUAUCAUCAACAGACCAGCUUAUUAUUGGACAUAGACCAGCACGACCGCACGUAUCUGCGUCGCCGAUUGUCACAUCGCCUGCUCCAGCCAUACAGUAUAAUAUGGAGGAUAUAACGCGAAAGUGUAAAGAGUCCGUGGUUCACAUCAUGGCCUCCACCGAGAAAAUGAGUUCGAGUGGGAGUGGGAGUGUAUGGGACACUCACGGGCAUAUUAUCACCAACAAUCACGUCUUAAUCAGUGAUAACUUGAAAGUCACGCUUCCGGAUGGCACCAAAUACGAGGCUGUUGUUGUGAAACGUUACAAAAGCCAGGAUCUCGCCAUGAUCAAAUUGCGGGGAUGUUGCUCCAAACUGGUCCCCGUUGUAACAUGCUCGGAGAUAAGCCCCUACGUCUAGUUCUGCUCCUCCUUUCUCCUUGGAUUCCCUUGUUUCAUUCUUUUGGAGCUGCCUUGUCUUGCAAUCGAAGUGACAGAUCAAGCCAAUUAAGUUGUCGACCAUUAGGAUUAGUUAGUGACUGGGGUUCAUUUUCUUGAUAUCACAGGCCUUGAAUGUCGGGAACUUUGUGUUCGCAAUUGGGUUCCCACUCUCUUGCGAGAUGACUGUAUCUUAUGGUCAUGUCUCUUGUUUCCCGGAGCAACCCAUUAAUGUUGAUGGAUCCCUUGUUAGAGAUGCAAUCCAACUAGAUGCAAAUAUAAACCACGGAAACUCAGGCGGACCGAUCUUCAACUCAAGAGGCGAGUGUGUUGGAGUCAUAGUCUGCGGAUUCCGGAAUUCCGGCAUUAAUUAUGGAAUCCCAUUGAAAACAGUUACCAAUAUGGUGAAGAGAUUCAAAGAGGAAUCGGCUGAGCAGAAAGGGGAAGCCAUCUUGCCAAAUUUGAAGCCCUUCUUGCGAGAUAUUAAGAACACCGUGCAAGAAUUGAGUAUUCGUACUGGUUAUCAGACUGGUCCAGCUUCAGGUGGCUUGCACAGUCUGGCUAGUUCUAGCACUACUCGAUCGAUAGUACAUUGUACAAAACUCAAGUAUCGUAGUCUUCCAUGCUCCUGUUCCAUGUGCAGGCACUUGGUGCCAUCUGAGCAGCCAGGCCUAGUUAAAGGAUAUAGCAAAAGGGUUUAUCCUCCGGCGUAACCAUGGUUGCAACGGAACGAUCAAAAUUGUGAUUUCAUGUGUUUCGAAACAUGCCCUGAGACGCCUAUAUGUUGCAGUAAACGUUUGUUAUAAUAAAAUAGGAAUUGAACGUGUUUAAUUCUUU